AGCGAACCAAAGAAGAUAUAUUUGUAACCCACUUGAGCGAAAUCGAAGAGAAACCCGACCCAUUUAUCACUCUCUUCAUUCUUCAAUCUUCAACCUAUCGACCUUCGUCUUCUUAAAAAAAAAAAAAAAAACCUAUCCACCUUCGUGCUUGAUAAAGAAAAACUACAAAUCGAUCCAAAAACAAAAGCAAGACUACAAGGAAAGCAACACCUCAGAAACUGGACUGUUUAGAGCAAAUACCAAACAUGGCGGCGGCGGCGGCGACGACGACGGAUGAGAGAUCACCGGAGCAGCAACCGGAAGAGAACCCACCACCUCCGCAAUCUGCCGAGAAUCCGCCUUUUCCCCAACCCUCUGAAACCCUAAGUCUAAAUGAUGUCCCCGACUCGCAAGACAACGAAGAUUCAAAUCAAGAAGAUUUAACAGGCGCAGCGCCCGCGAUUUCGUUCUCGCCGACAUCAGCCACCUCUGCCCGCCGCGGGGGCGGUGGCGGCGGUUCAAAGCGGAACAAGAGCAAGCGACUAAUUGCGUCCAGGUUGAAGAAAAUUCAGAAGAAGCUCGAGGCUCUCAACGAAAACCUCAAACUCAUUCCCUUCAAGCCGGCGAAAGAUCUCGACUUCGAUUCUCACGAGGGGCUUCUCAAGCGGCUGGGCCUGUGGGAUUUCGUGAAGCUCCAGUUCGACGCCAACAUACGCACCGAUCUCGUGGCGCAGUUGAUCGCCAGUUACGAUCCGCAGCAGCGCGGUAGCUACGUCAACGAGGUCCGGGUCAAGGUCAACCGCGCCGAUUUGGCUCGCGCGCUCAAGCUGCCGACCAAGAAGGAGAAGGUUUCAUCCUCGUCGGAGAGUUCUGCGGCGGCAGGGGAGGUGAAGGAGGGCGAAGAAGCUAUUGCGUUCGUUGACGAGCUGGUCUCGACUUGGAUGCUGCUGCACGACGACGAUACGUGGUUGAUGCCGGUGGAGAUUCACAAUAUGAUCAGGACGAUUAAAGAUGGCAACUUUGAGAGAAUGGAUUGGGCUGGGUUGAUUUGGUAUAUGGUUGAGAAGGAGCUGUCGGCUGCUCCCAAUCUAGGUAACUGUUACUACGCCUCGCACUUGCAAUGUUUGAUAAAAAGCCAGAAAGAAAAUAUGUUGAAGGAAGACGAUGCUUGUUAUAGAAAGGAGCUUGAUUUUAAGGAAGAUAUGAUACAAGAGGAAGAAGAGGAAGAGGAGGAGGCAUCGGUGAAACCAAGCGAGGAAGUGCAGCAUGUGGUGGUGGUGGCGAAGUCAGAAGAGGACAGCAUUCAAUUGAGCUUGGGAGGUUUGGAUAAUGCUGCUGCUGGGGAAGAUGGUGAAGCUAAAGCUGAAAAGGCCGGCAAUGAGGAUGUUGUGCCGCAACAACAAGAACAGGUGGGAAUGGUUUUUGAGGAGAGUAAAGUGGUAGUUGAAGAAGAACAGGCGGCAGUGGUUUUUGAGGAGAGUAAAGUGGUAGUUGAAGAAGACCAGGGGCAGUGGUUGAAUAGCAGUGUGAAUGAGAAUUUUCUGCAGCAUUGCAGCAGUUUGAAAGCCGAUGAUGGCUUGGAAUGUGAAGUGGAGAGGAAGCAAGAAAUGGAAGUAGAUGAUGAUGCAAUGAAAGAACCAGAGCAAGGAGAAGAGGUUGAUGUUGAGGAGCCAGUUGAAGAAAUGGAUUUCGACUGCACAUCCCAAGAGCAUGAUGCAAUGGGCGGUUUAGCUUCUGAGAAUCUUCUCGGAUCUAUGGAAUUAGCACAAGAUCCCCUCACUUCAGAUAUGCAGCAGCUUCAUGCUGACCUCUCUUCGGGGGAAUUUCUUGCAGCAUCUAGGAUUCACAUAGAGCCUAACCCUGGCAAUUCCUCACAUUUUGGUUCUGGGAAUGAUCUUAAGAGGGACAUUGCCCAUCUUGAUGAUGAAGAUGAUGAUGAUGACGACGAUAAUGAUAUCCCUCAUCAUGCAUUUGAUAAGAGAAUGAGGACUGAUGAUGCGCCAUGGGAGGGGAAAACUUCCUCGGAAACUGGCAUGUUGAUUGGACAAAUGCAGCAUUGUUUGGAAAAGCUGAGGGUUGCCCAAAUGGAAAAAGACCAGUUGUAUCAGGAGCAGAGUUUAAACCAGCAGAUGUUACUUAAUGAGUUGCAAAGUCGUGAUGACACGAUCCAGCACCUUCAUAAGUUGAGGUAUGAGGAGCAACAGAAGAGCCAGAUUGAAGUUUACAAGCUCGAGCGUGAAUUGUGUAUGAUGGGCAAUCUCUUGGAAGGGUAUAGAAGGGCUUUGAAGGAGACGCAUAAAUCAUUUUCUGAAUACAGAGCGAAAUUCCCAUCACACGAAGAACCACUCUACAAGGAUGCUGGCCCUGGUGGUCUUGUUCUGACUGCUGCAGAAUUGAAAAAGCAAAGAUUGAGGGAAGAGGAAGAAGAAAGGUUGGCACGUUUGUUUAUUGAGAAGAAGCUUAAAGAAUUUGAGGAGGAAUGGGUUGGGAAGUUUGAAGGAUACAAAGAAGGGAUUGAACUGUUGGGAGAUAAGUUGUUGGGUGGCGAGAAGAAUGUCAAGCUUUUGAUGGAAAUGCAUUUGAAGAAGCAGAAGCCCCCUCAGAUUUCUGAAUCUACUCCUACGGAGUAGCUAAUUGUCACAUCUGUCGGAUGGUUCGUUUGAUUUCACUCUCUAUGUAGGGUGUGGUUGUGUCAAUGGUUCUAACUAGGAAAGAUGCUAAUUGGUGUUUUAUCGUACCGUGGUCGUAGCAGUUGAUUUGUUACAAUGGAGUGUUUAUAUAUGCAGGGGUAGAAAGGUGUAUGAAUCUCUUCUAGCCAGUCUUUUUGACGUUCGACUCUCUUUCUUGUUCCCACUACUUGGUAUGUCGAAUGUUGCAAGAGCAUGUUUACUGAUCUUAUAGUUGAUCUGGUGUGCUUUCUGGAGUGCUUCUUUCAUAUCCUUAUUGAACGAUGCAAAAUCUUGUUAUUCGCAUGGUUCAGGCUACAGCUUUUGUAGGCGGACCAGAUAGCAUCCUAAUUUUUUGUAUUUCCAGUUUGGUCAUCUCAGUCUCCAGUCUGUUCUUGUUAACACCUUAUGUCUGCAGAUCCCAAGUACUGGUCUUUGAUUGGAGGCUUUCCUCACUCUGCUCAUGUAUCAUGGUCGAAUUAUUUUUCAUGUCGGCGCGGUUCUUUGGAACUUCGAAGCUGUGAAGAUUCACAGCUUCAGUCAGAUUGUUGUAUGAAUUUAUGUCUGGCUUCGCAUCACUUCGAUUAAAUUGGUACAGUAAGAUAAGAGCUCUUGCAGUGUUCUACUUGAGCUACUUUUGAUUCCGAGCUGAUCACUGAUAAGAAAGUUAGUUCCCAUUAUAGUGAAUCUGUCUUGGGAACUUUUGCGCUGCAGAUGUCAAUCUUCAUGCUCUUCUUUGCCUUGCCUUGCUUGCUUGAUGAUUGCUUGAUAGCACUGAGUGACUGCCCGAAUAUGAAGUCGAUGAAAAGGCAGAAGGCAGUGGCUGGUGGGGGCUGAAGAAUCUCCCCAGCUCAUUGCUUGAUCAUCUUAGCCUACUUUUUUUUGGCCAAUCUUUUCUGGUUAGGAGGGUUGUCCCAAGAGAGAAAAGCCACCAUUCACAAAAGCUGCUUUCUUUGAUCGCUGUUUGUGCCCUUUAGUGGUGAUCUCAUUCAGGAACUUUACAGCAAGUACCAUCCAAAAAGCUUUUUUCUUUCCCACCUAUGUUGCAUUGCAUCCUAUGCCUAUGCAUGUGCUUCAGUUUGGGUCAAGUCAGUUUGUUGCCGAAGAUAGUCUGGGUGGGAUGCUAGUCAAAGUCGUUAAGGUAUGCGAGUUAUGAUUCGAUCAGUACGAAGCAUUCAAAAAUUUAUGAAAAUCGCUCAUGUUAGUUUGAGUCGAGUCCUAUAGCGUUGUAGAUCAAGCUAGCCAUUGGUCAAAGAGUGUCGACUCACUAACAAUUGCACAUCAUAGAUAGUUUUGCUGAAGAAAACAGCACACGAGUUCACCGGUGCUGGUACAACUACGUCUUGGACAGGUAAUCACCAUACACAAUGUUGAUAGUCAACACGAGUCGAGAAUCACACGAGUCGAGAAUCAUCGCAAAAUGGAUUGUUACUAUUUGCUGUUACAGAAGAACCCGAGUAGUUACGAUUAUCUCAACGAAACAAAUGAACAUUUGGCAUCUAA
Molecule: messenger RNA, 4148 nt
Organism: Linum trigynum
Lineage: Eukaryota; Viridiplantae; Streptophyta; Magnoliopsida; Malpighiales; Linaceae
Source: the annotation of a GenBank genome assembly